GGAGGAAAAAGACAUAGAGAGCGAGGGGAGCUCAAGUGACACUUGUAGUCUCUCCCUCUCUCUCGCUCUGUCUCUCUGUUUUGCUCGCUGUGCCCUGACCCGGGACGGAUGAGUGUCUGGAGGAGGGAGAAAGGCGGGACACCCUGUGAUUUUUGUGUGCGUGUGUGUGUGUCUGGUGAAAGAUGGUCCAUGUGAAGGAGUUGCAGUUUGAACGUCUGACCAGGGAACUGGAAGCCGAACGACAGAUUGUUGCCAGUCAGCUGGAGAGAUGCAAGCUUGGCUCUGAGACAGGAAGCAUGACAAGCAUCAGUUCAACAGAUGAAAAAUUCCGCUGGAACAACCAAGAUGGACAGAAGGACAUAGAAGAGGAGUUGACAACAGGCCUGGAGCUGGUGGAUUCCUGCAUUCGAUCACUUCAGGAGUCAGGCAUCUUGGACUCGCAGGACACUUCGACAGGAGACAGACAAGGACUUCUGUCGCAAAGUGCUCUACAGCUAAAUAACCAGGAUGCCUAUGCGGGAGCUGGUUACCAUAGUAACCAAGGCCUCACACUCGGGGAGUCGGUGACAGGUCGCAGUGGCCAAGUUGGAGGAGCAGUUCACAGCUACAACCAGGUGACAUCCAGCCGUGCAGCUGCCCAGUUAGCAGCGAUAGACUCUCCGUCGCAGUCCCAGAGAGACUCAUUUGCCCAGCAGGCUCAUGGCAGCGCCUUCCACAUGCCCAGUGACGGUGGACCUGCACCUGUUGGACCAUCCAUGUACUACUCCUGUGCCACGUUACCUGCUCAGCGUGUCAGCUCCCCUUUGCAGGCAGUGGGAUCGCCCACUAAGCUGCAGCGCCUGGCUUCAGCCUCCUCUGAUAUGCCCAGCUACGCCACGCUACAGAGAGUGUCGUCGCCCAAACAGUCACCGAGCCGACUCGCCAAGUCCUACAGCACGUCAUCGCCCAUCAACAUGGUCGCGUCGGGCGGCUCCUCCUCGCCGCUCCCCAUGGCGGCGUCGCCGGGAGGUAACCACGGGUCGUCGCCGCUGCACCAGCUCAGCUCGGGAGUGGGAAGCUACGCCACGCUGUCGCCCACCAAACGCAUGCUGCACCACAUCGGAGCCGAGACGUACAAGAUCUCCCACGAGCUUUACGCCAACGCAACCCUGCAGAGGCCUGGGAGCCUGGCCGGUAGAGGCUCCAGAGGUUCCUACAGCAGCCAGCUCAGUCACCUGGGCGCCGAGCUGCGGCCUCUGCAGUCUCCUGAGCACCACAUCGACCCCAUCUAUGAAGACAGAGUCUACACCAAACCUGGCCUUAGAGGACAAGCCACGUCAAACCCAGUGAUCAACCAGUUGUACCAAGAAGUCCUCAACUAUCUGCUCUUUCCCUACGCUCCUCUUCCUGCUUUAGCCCCACCCUCCCCUGGUGUAGAUCCAAUCCCCUUGCAGCGAACGGGAAGCCAGAGCGCCACUGCGACCUUCCAGAGAGGCAGCUUCGCAACAGGAGGCGGCGCUUCUGACUUCGCCAACCCGUAUCGCACCCUGCAGUUCUGCCCGUCCACCGAGUCUCCGUACAGCAAGUCUGGCCCCGCCCUCCCUCCUGAACCCGCCCUGGGCCGGUCCCCCUCUGUGGACAGCAUCCAGAAGGAUCCAAGGUACGACCCCGAAUUCCUUGUGUGGAAUCAAAAUCAAGCCGAGCAAAGAAUGACAAAGGAGUUCGGCUGGAGAGAUCCCGAGCUGCCAGAGGUGAUCCAGAUGUUGCAGCAUCAGUUCCCGUCAGUCCAGUCCAAUGCCGCUGCCUACCUCCAGCACCUCUGCUUUGGAGACAACAAGAUCAAAUCAGAGAUCCGGCGGCAGGGCGGCAUCCAGCUGCUGGUGGACCUGUUGGACCACCGGAUGACCGACGUCCACCGCAGUGCCUGCGGAGCGCUGAGGAACCUGGUGUACGGCAAAGCCAACGACGACAACAAGAUCGCCCUGAAGAACUGCGGAGGCAUUCCCGCUCUGGUCCGACUGCUCCGGAAAACCACAGAUGUGGAGAUCAGAGAGCUGCUCACAGGUGUCUUGUGGAACCUGUCGUCGUGCGACGCCCUGAAGAUGCCCAUCAUCCAGGAUGCUCUGGCCGUGUUGACCAACGCUGUCAUCAUCCCUCACUCGGGCUGGGACACGUCCCCGCACACUCAGGAGGACCGCAAGCUGCAACUGCACUCGUCCCAGGUCCUUCGCAACGCCACAGGUUGUCUGCGGAAUGUGAGCUCGGCAGGAGAAGAGGCUCGCAGGAGGAUGAGGGAGUGUGAAGGCCUGACAGACGCUCUGCUCUAUGUUAUCCAGACGGCUCUGGGGAGCAGUGAGAUCGACAGCAAGACCGUAGAGAACUGCGUGUGCAUCCUGAGGAACUUGUCGUACCGUCUGGCUGCAGAGACAUCGCACAGCCAGCAGGGGGGGUCGGAGGAGCUGGACGGUCUGUUGUGUGACACUGGUGGGAAGGACGGCGAGAGUUCCGGAUGCUGGGGCAAGAAGAAGAAGAAAAAGAAAGGACAUGACCAGUGGGACGGUGUCGGCCCAUUUCCAGAUUUGGCGGAGCCCCCGAAAGGCAUCCAGAUGUUAUGGCAUCCCACUAUUGUCAAGCCCUACCUCACGCUGCUGUCUGAGUGCUCCAACCCAGACACCCUGGAGGGAGCAGCUGGGGCCCUGCAGAACUUGGCUGCUGGCAGCUGGAAGUGGUCAGUGUAUAUCCGGGCUGCAGUGCGUAAGGAGAAAGGCUUACCCAUCCUGGUGGAGUUGCUGAGGAUAGACAAUGAUCGGGUGGUGUGUGCCGUGGCCACCGCACUCAGAAACAUGGCUCUGGACAUCAGGAACAAGGAACUCAUCGGUAAAUACGCCAUGAGGGACCUGGUGCACCGUUUGCCCGGAGGCAGCAACAACAACAACACGACUGGCAGUGGGGGAGGAAGUGGAGGAGGCGCCAACAACAACGGCAGCCUGAUGGGGAAGACCAUGUCGGACGACACCAUCACGGCUAUCUGCUGUGCGUUGCACGAGGUCAUCACUAAGAACAUGGAGAACACCAAGGCUCUGAGGGACGCUGGCGGCAUCGAGAAGCUCAUUGGCAUCGCCCGCAGCAAAGGAGACAAAAUUCCCAGACAUAGUCCCAAAGUGGUGAAAGCAGCGUCUCAGGUCCUGAACAGCAUGUGGCAGUACAGAGACCUGCGCAGCCUCUACAAGAAGGAUGGAUACUCUCAGUACCAUUUCAUCGGCUCUUCCUCCACGAUAGAGCGAGACAGGCAGCGACCUUACUCCUCCUCUCGCACUCCGUCCGUCUCCCCCGUACGGACCUCACCCAACAAUCGAUCAGCAAGUGCACCCGCUUCCCCCAGGGACAUGUUGCCGAUGAAGGAGAGGAAGGCAGACUAUGAGUCGACUGGCAAUUCCAGUUACCAUAGCAACAAGGGCGAGCACACGUCCCGCAAGGACGCCAUGACAACUCAAAUCUCUGGUGGCUCUUCAACACUACACAGAGGAGCGUACGUGUCUCCUACUGAUGACCGGAAGUAUAAUCAGGUCUCCUGUCAAGGUCUGCCGUCAGAGCCUUACCCUCCUUUCCAAAACCCUCCGCCGGUCGACAGCGGCAACUACGAGGACCAGGCCUUCUACGAGAACCAGGUUCACGUGGGGGGGCGCCCCCCGCAGGGCGACCUCAACAUGCACCUGCAGGGCCUCAAGUCCACCGGCAACUACGUGGACUUCUACUCGGCCGCACGGCCCUACAGUGAGCUCAACUACGAGACCAGCCACUACCCAGCUUCACCAGACUCCUGGGUGUGAGAGGAGACAAAGGAGAGGAGGAGACGAGGAGGAGACGGAGGGAUGGACAGUGAAUGAGUAGGUGGAGGAGAGAAGACAAAAAGGACAGUCCCUUCCUCCCCGUCCUCCCCUGCUGUUCCUGAGUAGCAUCGUAUCGUAGGCAGCAGGACGGCAGAGGAGGAGGAUGGAGCACAAGAAAUGAGACGUGAGGAGAAAAUCUAAGACAUUACUGUCUUCUUCUUCUUCUCCUUCUUUUCUUUUUUUACAUGGAGGAGAGAGGACGAGGACCAGAGGCAAACGGAGGAGUGGCCACGCAUGUGCAUGCACACACCACCAACAACAAAUGAACAGACAGACUUUUUCUCUGGAGAAAGAUCUUCAUGCACCUGAAAAAGCCUCUGGAUACAGAAGGUUUAAAAAAAAGAAAAGAGACGGGAAAGUGAUGGACGAAGACAAGAAGGGGACAACAGUGUGAACGGAGAACGAAGAAGGACAAUGAAAGUGGACUCAGGGGACGCAAGGUUUUGGGGAUAGUGCGAGAGAGAGACUCACCUGUAAAUAUGUGGUAUAGCUAAGUGGCUUUUAGUAACGUGAAGCACAAGAGGCAGAGCUGUAGGACGUGUAGGACAUGUUUGGUUUCUUCUGUGGCUUCAGCGUGGUGUUUCCUCCUCCGGGCAAAGAACAUUUCCGGACUUUGUCAUUUGUAAGAGAUUUUUGGUUUUUCCUCUCUUUUCUUUUCUUUACUUUUCUUUCUCCUUUUUUUCGUUUGUGUUUCUACUUUUUUAAUUCCGGUUGUAUAGUAAUCGAUGUACAUUGUACAUUUUAAACGGAGACGCAUUGUGUUUACUGUACAUUGCACUAUUUUCUGUGUCAUGUCGGGCCUUUUUUUUUCCGCUCACCUCCUCACACGCUGAACAUCACUUUGUCCAAAACGCACAGAUGAAACACUGGAUGAAUGCCGCUCCUGGUGCAGCAGGUGUUGGUGCUUCUUUUACUGUCUUUUCCUGCUGAUAGUUUGUACGGAACGCGACGUAGCAUCGCUGCCAAAAUAUUGUUAUUUUUUUUUAUUUUUACCUGCCUACAUCAACGCCACAAAUACAAGUUUUGUUUCCCUUCUUCACGUGAACUGUGUAUAUAACCGUGCCAAACAAGGGUUCAUUCCCGCCUCAGCUAUAAGGAGGAGAAAUGCGAGGAGGCGGAGUUAGUGUCGGGGUGCGUUCAAGGGUCCAAGUUCAGCUGAACAUCCUCACGGUUCCAACAAUGCCAGUUUGUAAAUGCUUUGGUUUUUCUAAGCUGUGUUUUACUGGGAUUAAAAAAACAAAGAAGUAUCUCACUGCACCAGGACGAGGGACGACAAACUUUAAAAAUGAUUAAAAAAAACUUUAAAAUACAACAAAAAAACUAUGACCACGGGGGGGACUGUGACCAGGGUGGAACCUCGCUUCCUCCAAAGUUGUACAAAACUAGUUGAUUUUCUGUGUUGUAAAAUAAUCCAUGUUAAAAAAACAAAAAAACACUUUUCUGAGAGAUGGUCAGCAGUUGUAACUUCAUGGUAGACUAAACUGUUAAUAGAGUCUGGAUAUAUAUUAUAUAAAUAUAAAUAUAUACUUUUUAUGUGCAGAUGUGGAUGUCACUUAUAGCAGCAACGUUAUGGUUAAAAAGACUUGUUUAAAAGAGAAACACACACACACACACAAAAAAAUAAAAAUAAUAAUAAAGAAAUAAAGAAACAGCAACAUGUAGGGAUUUUCGUUCACACUUUUUUUUUGAUUUUCCGGUCAAAAACACUGACGUUUGUCGACUUUUGUGUCGUAAUGUUGUUGCUCUGUGGAGUAGAGUAGACGCAGGGAGCCGCGUUGUCACGGAAACAAGUCAAGUCACGGCUUUGGACUUGAGUCAGACUUCAUUUGACGACUUUAAGACUUGAAAUCAGUAACGGCUUCAUCCAAAACUGGGUUUUUUCCUUAUCAGCAGAAAUCUGCACUAACGCACAUAUAUCACAGGAUCGUCUACGUACACGUUUACUCUCUCCUUCACGUUUGUUUUAAGACGUUCUGCUAACUAGAGCUGGAUUCAGAAUAUGGAUUUUUUUGUGCGAUUCCUUUCUUAAUUUAAAAAGGUCUGAUAACGAUUCAUGAAAUCCUGAGAGCGCUCAUUUAAAGACAAACUGCCCUGCAUGUUUGAGAUGUUGCUCUUCCUCCAUCACACCUGAUUCAAACGAGUCGGUCGUUAUGGAGCUUUGAUGACGAGCUCACCAUUUGAAUCAGGUGUGUUAGAGGAAGGGAAACAUUUAAAACAUGCACAGGGACUUUAAAUACACGCAAGAUUUGUGCAGAGGACCUUGACCGAGAUCCGUGUUCGCAAGUUUGUUCAUUACUUUGUCACCGACGGUGUAGAAAUACGCCCGAAAUACGUCCGAUGUCCACUCAGGACAGUGUAGUCGUCCAUUGUUGCCGCAAAACAACAACAGCAAAACAAUCACUGUAGGCUUCUUCUGCGUCCUCUGCUGGACAAGUAGGUGAUUACUUCAAACUGUCUGAUGCGUUCCCGGUCUGUAUGUUUUGAACUUUUAACAGGUUUUUAAGGUUAUAAUCAGCCUCAAAUGAGACCACACUUCUCGAGCCUCUUUAUUUGAAAAUACUUUUUUUGAGGUAAAACGCACAAUUUGAAUUCCAAAUUUUUUUGUUGUCGAUAAAUCUCUUCUUUGUUUUAUUUCUGUGACAGAAUUAAGACAAAAUUGUUAAUAAUCUGCCAAAAUCCGAGGAACGACUGGACUGUCCCCACAAAGCUGGUUUUAAGUGUAAUAGUUAAUAAAUAAUAAGCAUCUGGAAAGUGACAACGUCAUGUAUGUGCUUGUGAUCCUUAGGCACAGAGAAACCUGACUGUAUGAAGAUAAAACAUUGGUAAAUGUUUUUGUUUUCCUUUGUUUUUGUUUUGUUGCUAGAUCAAACGUGUUUAAAAAAAGAAAAGAAGAGAGAAUUGUGAAUCUUUUUAUUGCCUCAAACAGAUUACAACUGCUCCAAAAAAAUAUAAACGGACCAUCAAAGGAAAUCUGAUUUCAUGAUGUUGUUUGUUCUCUUUAAAAAUUCAUUUGGAUGCUGCUGCUGCUUUUCUGUGUGUUUUUACAUCAUACAAGUGUCCUUUUUUGAUUUAAUGUUUCCACAACGUUUUACUUUUUAGUUGUGUUUUUCCUUCUCUUUCAGUCCCAAUAUGCAAAUGAAGCUCGGUGAAACUCGUUUGAGACACUUCAUCCAUCACGUCACGAUCAGUAUUUCGGUCAAAUUAAGGCACCCCUCUAGUGGGCGGUGCAUUCAAGGACAUGGGGGGGGGGGAGUGGUGAUCAGUUGCUAGACGGGCAGUUAAAAGUGAUGAAUUAUGUGUGAAAACUGAAUGAAAAGAAGAAACUUUGUUUCCCUCAACGUUGUUUGAAUUUAAAGUUGUUAUUAUUCGGAAGUCAACUCUUAUUAAGAUGCAAUCAAGGGCACCGAGAGGUGCACUGUAGGGUUUCUUAUUAAUAAACAUGUUGUGUUUACA
Molecule: messenger RNA, 7322 nt
Organism: Solea senegalensis (Senegalese sole)
Lineage: Eukaryota; Metazoa; Chordata; Actinopteri; Pleuronectiformes; Soleidae
Gene: ctnnd2b
Product: catenin (cadherin-associated protein), delta 2b
Exons: 24
Coding region: 183-3809 (1208 amino acids)
Biological process (GO): dendritic spine morphogenesis; cell-cell junction assembly; cell-cell adhesion
Cellular component (GO): cytoplasm; plasma membrane; nucleus
Molecular function (GO): cadherin binding
Source: RefSeq, a predicted model, not a curated record